UUCAGUAUUGUACUUGUAAGAAUUGGAGCAAGAUGGUGACCAAAUUAUCAUUUAUAGGUAUAGUGCUACUCUUCAGUUUUACAACAGCUGGUAAAAAUGACGUGUACAGGGGUUUUACAGUUCAUGGGAUAAAACUUCGUGACCAAACAGAUGUAAAUAUUCUUCGUGAACUUGUUUUAAAUCUGGAUUUGGACGUUUGGUCUCACGGUGCUGUGGGUUUACGUGAUGCUGUCGUGAUGGUUUCAAAGGAAAAUGAAGCUAAGCUCCUUUAUCAUUUGGAUUAUAAUGGAAUAAAUCAUUACGUCCAUUUAGCAGAUGUUGUUAAAGCUCUGGAUGAUCAUGAUGAAGCGAUAUCUAAUUGGAAACGACGAAGAAGCGGUAAAAUGGUUCCUUUUGAAGACUACCCUACUUAUGAAGAGGUAAACGAUUAUAUGGAAAGACUUGCAACUCAAUAUCCAAACAUUGCGACUCUUGUGAACGCAGGACCAAGUUUUGAAGGACGCGAUGUUAAAUAUUUAAAGAUAUCCACCACAAAUUUUACGGAUUCCAGUAAACCUAUUUACUUCAUGGACGCAACGAUGCAUUCCCGCGAAUGGGUCACAACUCCAGUCACUCUGUACGCCAUGCACAGACUGCUUGAGGACCUGAGGAACGAUGAACGUGAUUUACUGGAAACUGUUGACUGGAUUAUAAUGCCGAUAGUCAAUCCUGAUGGUUACGUGUUCAGUCAUACUGAUCAACGUCUAUGGCGACGAACACGGUCAUACAGACCAGAAAUCAGUACGACUUGCUACGGAGUGGACGCUAAUCGAAACUUCAACAUAUCCUUCAACACUAUCGGUGUUUCUUCUAACUCUUGCUCUGAUAUAUACCCUGGUCCGGAACCAUUCUCAGAAAUAGAAGCGGUAUACAUCCGUAAUAUAGUCUAUGAAUAUUUGGAUCGUAUACAGAUAUAUUUAAAUAUCCAUAGUUAUGGUAAUUUUAUUCUCUUUGGGUAUGAUGAUUUAACAUUACCUCCCAAUGCGGUGGAACUGCAUUAUGUUGGAGCAGUGAUGGGUGCAGCCAUAGAUACUAUCAAGUUGCCAAUAGCUCCGCACUAUUUGGUAGGAAACAGUGCGCACCUUUUGUAUCCAGUGUCUGGAAGUGCACAAGAUUAUGUGCAGUACGUGGGAGUUCCAUACGCUUACACUUUGGAACUCCCAGAGUUCUUAAGAUACGACUUCAGAGUACCACCUGAAUACAUAGAGCAGAUCAAUGCAGAGACUUGGAAGGGAAUCGCAGCUUCAGCUCGUGCCAGUGCCUUGUUUUAUACACGAAGAUAUACUCGUAAUUCUGUUCAGUAACUUUGUGUAGUUCUUUCAAAUAUCUUGGCGGCUCAAGGUCAUGUGCGCGCUGCGUAUUGCCCUCCCCCCGCAUCCCGAUAUCCACCGCUACACCUAAAAUUAUGUUCUGUGCAUCGAUUCAGAAUUUAAAGCCGCUAAGAUAUAUGAAAAGUACCAUAAUAGUGUUGCAGUAAGAUAUCGUAAUGUUAAUUAAUCCGUGGAGUUCUUACUUUUAAUUUUAUAUCAGUUUUAGCACUAUGUUUUUUUUUUUUAA
Messenger RNA from Papilio xuthus (Asian swallowtail), 1596 nucleotides. Its product is annotated as carboxypeptidase B-like. Gene Ontology annotation, molecular function: zinc ion binding; metallocarboxypeptidase activity. Lineage: Eukaryota; Metazoa; Arthropoda; Insecta; Lepidoptera; Papilionidae. The record is from RefSeq and is a predicted model, not a curated record. The transcript is spliced from 7 exons. Gene Ontology annotation, biological process: proteolysis. The coding region runs from base 33 to 1343 and encodes 436 amino acids.